Molecule: messenger RNA, 2382 nt
Organism: Anolis sagrei ordinatus
Lineage: Eukaryota; Metazoa; Chordata; Lepidosauria; Squamata; Anolidae
Gene: RPS6KB2
Product: ribosomal protein S6 kinase B2
Biological process (GO): peptidyl-serine phosphorylation; signal transduction
Molecular function (GO): protein serine/threonine kinase activity; ATP binding
Source: RefSeq, a predicted model, not a curated record
CGGGCGCGCCGCGGGGGCAGCCGGGGUUCCCUCGCGAUGGCCGGCGUCUUCGACCUCGACCUGGAGACGGAGGAGGGCAGCGACGGGGAGGAGCAGGCUGAACUGGGGGGCCUGGACGUGGACCCAGAUCUCCGCUGCAGUGGCUCCGACCUGGUGCCAGGAUAUUAUGAAGAAAUUGAAAUCUCUGAGCACAUUGUCAACCAUGGCCCAGAGCGCAUUGGACCCCACUGCUUCGAGCUGCUGCGUGUUUUGGGCAAGGGCGGCUAUGGCAAGGUAUUCCAAGUACGGAAGGUGCAAGGCACAAAUGCUGGGAAGAUCUUUGCUAUGAAAGUGUUAAGGAAGGCCAAGAUUGCCUGUAAUGCCAAGGACACGGCCCACACAAAGGCUGAGAGAAAUAUCUUGGAGGCCAUCAAGCACCCAUUCAUAGUGGACCUCAUGUAUGCCUUCCAAACUGGUGGCAAGCUCUACCUCAUCUUGGAAUGCCUCAGCGGAGGGGAACUGUUCAUGCAGCUGGAGCGCGAAGGCAUCUUUAUGGAGGACACAGCCUGUUUCUAUCUGGGCGAGAUCACUUUGGCCCUUGGCCACCUCCAUUCAAAUGGCAUCAUCUACCGAGAUCUCAAGCCGGAGAACAUAAUGUUAAACAGCCAAGGACAUAUUAAGCUAACGGACUUUGGCCUCUGCAAGGAGUCUAUUCACGAUGGAGCUGUCACCCACACCUUUUGUGGCACCAUAGAGUACAUGGCCCCAGAAAUACUGAUGCGCAGUGGUCACAAUCGUGCAGUGGACUGGUGGAGCCUCGGUGCUCUGAUGUACGACAUGCUCACUGGCUCGCCUCCAUUUACGGCUGAAAACCGCAAGAAGACAAUUGACAAAAUUCUGAAGGGGAAGCUGGUGUUUCCACCCUACUUGACACCAGAUGCCCGUGACUUGAUUAAGAAGUUCCUCAAAAGGAAUCCCAGUCAGAGAAUCGGAGGUGGACCAGGUGAUGCUGCAGAUGUUCAGAGGCACCCAUUCUUCCGACACAUUAACUGGGAAGACUUGCUGGCGAAGACCAUUGAUCCACCCUUCCGGCCAUCCCUGCAAUCUGAUGAUGAUGUUAGUCAAUUUGACACCCGUUUUACCCGUCAGACUCCUGUGGAUAGUCCGGAUGAUGGCUCCCUCAGUGAGAGUGCCAAUCAAGCCUUCUUGGGAUUUACUUACGUAGCCCCAUCGGUGUUGGAGAGCAUUAAGGAAGGUUUCUCCUUUCAGCCCAAGCUGCGAUCACCACGGCGACUCAACAGCAGCCCCCGCACACCUGUCAGCCCAUUAAAGUUCUCACCUUUUGAGGCCUUCAAGCCAAGCACAGCAGUGGAACUCAUGGAACUGUCAGCGCCCCCUCUCGUGCCUAUAACAGAAGUCACCGCCCCGUUACCCAUCAAAACACCUUCUGGCAACAAGAAGAAGAAAGGGCGAGGGCGGGCAAGGUAGUUGGCAUGCCAAAGAGACCCUUGGAUGGACUGCUUGCCUGCCAACCUUUCGGAGUGGGACCCUCUCCUUGCAUGGGGUGGGGGAUAGUGCUGUUCCAGAGUGUAUGCAAAUCCUGAUGGGGAGCACAUUUCCUCACCAUCCACACGCGCACAGUGCUAGGGCCCACUCCCCACCCCAGCUGCCAAGGCCUGUGUGGCAUUGGUACUUCAUCCAUAUAAGGAAUAAUCUACACUGAACUGGAUUAAUGAACGAAUCCAGCUCAGUAUUUAUUUAUUUUUUUGUCAUGUCUGGAGCGACUUGAGGAAAUGCAAGUCGCUUCUGGUGUGAAAGAAUUGGCCGUCUGCAAGGACGUUGCCCAGGGGAUGCCCGGAUGUCUUGGUGGCUUAUCAUAUGAUAAAUUAUGAUAAGAAUCAAAGGAUCUUAGGACACAUAAAGGAGGCUAGCAAUAGUCUCUUGCUGUCUUUAUAAGAAGAUGAGUGGGGCUAGGGAUCUCUUGGCUUUUUUAGUCACAGCAAGGACAUCGUUUGGUUUCCCUUGUUGCUGCUGUAUCUCUGCCAGUUCAAGGUUUAACAGCUUGUCAGGCAAAAAAGAAUAAUGCUGGCAGAGCAAAAGGAUCCAAUUGGAUGCUUCUGUGUAGAAUUUGGACCCCCUCUGGGAAACAUUUUUGCUUGCCUUGCUUUUUUCCAGCAUCCACCCAAGUGCCAAAAAGGACGUUUCCCUCCCUUUACAUCUCUCUGCUGCAAGAUACUGUAAUCCAGACCCCUCUUUAUUUGGCCUUUUUUCUUCACCUCCUCAGUAUGUCUGAAUCUGAACUUGUUACAAAGGAAAUCAUGGUUGCUCAGAAAAGGAGCAGCUUCUUACACAUUUUAGUAACUUCUCACAAGAAUGACUCCUGUGAUUUGCAUGAGGACAAAG